Molecule: messenger RNA, 846 nt
Organism: Laetiporus sulphureus 93-53
Lineage: Eukaryota; Fungi; Basidiomycota; Agaricomycetes; Polyporales; Laetiporaceae
Exons: 13
Coding region: 1-846 (281 amino acids)
Source: RefSeq, a predicted model, not a curated record
AUGACCCAAUGCUAUAUCCUUCACUACACAAGUUCUCUGCAGAAACUAGCUGACCUCGACAGCUUCACAGGUGACCUCUCUCCUGGCAAAUGCAAGGGUGGUGCUGCAGCUGCUCUCGAGCCACUGGUAAUUAUCUCUGGCAGUGUUGUCAAGCAGGAGCAAGACAAGAAUGAAGGACUUGAGGCACUUGAUAAGGACAUUGAAGGAUUAUGGCAGUUCUACGCUGUCAAAUACAGCAGUGCAAGUGUUAUUCUUAGAGGCAAGGUUCCGAGGAUCUACACUGAGCAGCCACCAGUCACCCUGGGUGCAUAUAAGAACCCACUACCAAUUGUGAAGGAGUUACAUGUAUCUCACAUAGCGAAGAUGAUUUUAGGCAAUUACAAGGUGAAGUACAUUGUGUGGUGUGGGGUGAAGACUGGCAUAUUCUUGAGCUGGGCUGACUGCAAGCCCAAUGCUCAGAACUUCCUGAAUGCAGAUCAUCAGAAGGAGAAGAACCUUGAUGAAGCCAUCACGUUGUACAUUUCCUUCCAAGGUCAUACGAUGCAAGUGCAGACUAACAAAGUCCCACCAUGGGAUACAAACACGCCACAAGGGGCAGAGGAGUCUCAUCUGUGGGACCAAUGGCAGACAGAUACCUUCACUCUCAUGGGUAUGCUCUUGCAAGUUUGUGCAGUUGCUUUCUUUCAAAAAUUUGCUGCCAAGCAGGGAGAACUACUUAAAAUGCGAAAUUUCUCUGAAGCUGAAGGAGUGGGUGCACAAGAGCAUGGCAAGAGCUCUGAAAAUGUCAAGGACACCUUGGUGGCACAGGCACAAAUGGAAGACAGUAUACAGACUUACUCCUAUUGA